CAACAGCGGCGAAUGGAGGAAAUGUAACCGAUAUCAAUCGUAAUGGUGUACCGAAACAUUGGACUAUAAUGACAUCAUCAAAUGCCGAAAAACGCGAGCAUCUCUACAAAAUUCUAGUCAUCGGUGAAUUGGGCACGGGCAAAACGUCGUUCAUCAAACGUUAUGUUCAUCAGUUUUUCAGUCAAAAUUAUCGCGCCACAAUUGGUGUGGAUUUUGCCCUUAAAGUUUUGCACUGGGAUCCAAAUACCAUUGUACGCCUACAAUUAUGGGAUAUUGCCGGACAGGAGCGUUUCGGUAAUAUGACUCGAGUCUAUUACAAGGAAGCCGUUGGUGCCUUUAUCGUAUUCGAUGUAACACGCAGUGGAACAUUCGAUUGUGUUAGUAAAUGGAAAGAGGAUUUAGAUUCGAAAGUUCAACUGCCAGAUGGUAGUCCGAUUCCGUGUAUAUUGCUGGCCAAUAAGUGCGAUCAAGAUAAACAGGGUAUGGUAACAAAUGCCGAGAAAAUGGAUGAAUAUGUUAAGGAGCAUGGUUUUGCUGGAUGGUUUGAAACCUCAGCUAAGGAGAACAUUAACAUUGAUGAGGCAGCUAGAGCAUUAGUUAAUAAGAUUUUACUUAAUGAUAAAUUGAUUAGUGCCGCCGAUUUAGCCGAUAGCGAAAAAUUCAAUCUGAACCAGAGCGGUGAUCAGACACUCAACGAUGAAAAGAGUAAAUGUUCCUGUUGA
Messenger RNA from Musca vetustissima, 722 nucleotides. Its product is annotated as ras-related protein Rab-38-like. Gene Ontology annotation, molecular function: GTP binding; GTPase activity. Gene Ontology annotation, biological process: vesicle-mediated transport. Gene Ontology annotation, cellular component: Golgi apparatus; trans-Golgi network; vesicle. The transcript is spliced from 4 exons. Bases 69 to 722 code for a protein of 217 amino acids. NCBI's taxonomy places the organism in Eukaryota, Metazoa, Arthropoda, Insecta, Diptera, Muscidae. The record is from RefSeq and is a predicted model, not a curated record.